AUGAUACACGCCAGAAGCCGGGGUUUUUCUUUGGCUCGAGCGGCGCAGAUCCGUUUCCGCAGCAAGUAUGCCUUUUAUGAUCUCGUGCUAGAAACACCCACUCAUCCGCGAGAGCCCAUCGAAGCUCUGCUCAUGAAGGAAGAUGAAAAGAAGCAGUUGAAAAAAGAGAGCGGCGCCACGUUUGAAGGCGCCUACUCGUUGGAUAACAUGACCGCUGAGGAGAAGAUUGCUCGUGUUUUCGGUGGCAGGAUCCGUGGUGACCGCAGAGAAAGCUCGAGCAGAAUGAAUGUCGGAAAACCGAGAGUCAUUGCCGGAGUUCAAGUUCCUGCCAAGCCGGUCGAGCCAGACAACUGCUGCAUGAGCGGGUGCAUCAACUGUGUGUGGGAGAUGUACAACGACGACGUCAAGGACUGGAAUACAAAGCGGAAAAAGGCUGCUGCAGAGAUGGUCAAGCGAGGAGGUAUUUGGCCAGCGGACUUCCAUCCGCCUGUGCGUUAUCUCAAGAAAGAAAACUUGCCUCAGUCUGUGCGGCAGUCUGCAGAGGCAAGGAAACCGGCGGACGAAGAAUGGGGCAACGUGCCGGUUUCCAUUCGAGUCUUUGCUGAAAUGGAGAGGAAAAAGAAGUUGCAGAAGCAGAAACGGGAACAGAACGCAACGCCGUAG
Messenger RNA from Clavispora lusitaniae ATCC 42720, 663 nucleotides. RefSeq lists its product as uncharacterized. Lineage: Eukaryota; Fungi; Ascomycota; Pichiomycetes; Serinales; Metschnikowiaceae. Gene Ontology annotation, cellular component: mitochondrion. The record is from RefSeq and is a predicted model, not a curated record.